UGCACAAGUAUAUCUUUUUGAAUCGGCCAUGUCAAACGCGCAGAGGCCGGGGCUCAAGUCUCGGGCAAUGCCACCACCAAGCACGAUGCGUCGCGGACUCAAUCGCGCACACACAGCGACACCAUCCAUGAACGGCCGCGCCUCACCAGCAGAUUCCAUCGCAUCCUCGCGGGUACGCUCACCCGCCGGCUCUGUGGCCUGUGGUAAACGAAAGGAGCGUGACUUUGAUCGUGAUUCAGGCGAAGGCGCCAAUAUCAAUGUCGUCGUCCGCUGUCGAGGGCGGAGCGAUCGUGAAGUCCGCGAAAACAGCGGCGUUGUCGUGAGAACGGAUGGACUCAAGGGCAAUUACGUUGAACUUUCCAUGGGACCAAGCGCAUUAAGUAACAAGACAUAUACCUUCGACAAGGUCUUCUCUCCGGCUGCAGAUCAGAUUAUGAUCUUCGAUGAAGUGGUCUCGCCCAUACUAGACGAAGUGCUGUCUGGCUUCAACUGCACGAUCUUCGCAUAUGGGCAAACCGGCACAGGCAAAACAUACACCAUGUCGGGCGACAUCUCGGAUACUGUUCCCGUUCCUGACAGUGCAGGUAUAAUACCGCGAGUAUUACAUUCCUUGUUCGCAAAGCUGGACGGAGAUAAUGAGUCAGAAAACUCCGUCAAGUGCUCCUUCAUCGAGCUAUACAAUGAAGAGCUGCGAGACUUGCUAUCAGCCGAUGACAGCGUCAAGCUGAAGAUCUAUGAAGAAAACAACAAGAAGGGCCACGUCACAACAAUGGUUCAAGGAAUGGAGGAGUCACACAUUGUCUCUGCAUCAAAGGGAAUCCAGCUACUUCGCGAAGGAAGCCACAAGCGACAGGUUGCCGCGACAAAGUGCAAUGACUUAAGUUCUAGAAGUCACACGAUUUUCACAAUCACCGUUUACAUGAAGCGGACGGCAGACACGGGCGAGGAGUUUGUGAGUACCGGAAAGCUCAACUUGGUUGAUUUGGCCGGAAGUGAGAAUAUUCAGCGAAGUGGAGCUGAAAAUAAACGUGCAACGGAGGCGGGCUUAAUCAACAAGAGCUUGCUCACUCUAGGCCGUGUUAUUAACGCCCUUGUUGACCGCAGUAGUCACAUUCCCUAUCGGGAGUCGAAGCUCACGCGCCUACUGCAAGAUUCGUUGGGAGGACCGACCAAAACAUGCAUCAUUGCGACCCUGUCGCCUGCGAGGAGCAACUUGGAGGAGACGAUCUCGACUCUUGAUUAUGCCUUCCGGGCGAAGAACAUCCGGAACAAGCCCCAAGUUAAUGCUAUGGUCUCCAAGAAGACGAUGCUAAAGGAAUUUACGCACGAGAUUGAGAAGCUAAAGAGCGAGCUGAUAGCGACGCGACAACGAAACGGCGUUUACCUCACACAAGAGGCUUACGACGAGUUGACAAUGGAGAAUGAGUCUCGACGAAUUCUGACCGAUGAACAGAGAGACAAGAUUCUAGCAAUGGAGAUCAAUCUGCGCAAUAAAGUGCAGGAGCUUUUCACAUUGACCACAAACUUCAACAAUCUCAAAAAGGACAACGAGAUGACGAAGAUGAUGCUCGACGGCACAAAGACUAUUCUUGAGAAAACGGAAGCAGUUCUUGAUCAUACACGGCGGAACCUGGCUGACGAAACUGCAUUGCGGAAAGCUCAUCAGGAGACCGAGGAGAACCUUUACGCUGUGGGCACGGACUUGCUUUCUACGCUUAGUCGAACGACGACGGACAUCGAUGCUCUUCAUUCGAAAUUGAGGAGACGGUCGCAUUUGCACUCCGCGAAUCGACAACACUGGAGCUCUGCGCAGUCACAAGUGUCCAACACAACACGCCUCGUCGAAGAUCGGUUGAGCGCGCUUCAGGAACAUCAAGAAAACCUCAUUGAAAGUCUAACGCAGCGCAUGCAAACUUUCGUGCAGGACGAGCUGCAAAAACUGAAAGAUUCCCAGGAGAUGCUGCAAGAAAAGGCACGAGCAUUCGGGAAGUCGCACGCUGAAGUCAAUAGUCAGACGGCAAAGUCCCGUGAUGAUGUUAAUGGUGUUCUGGAAGAGAUCAAGCUCCUCCGCGAAGAAGUUAAGACUAAGGUUGGCGCAGGACUGAAUGAUCUUUCGGCUGCGGCAGAAAGGAUAUCUGCCGGGAUCUUGACGGAGAUCGAUGCGUUCCACGCUCAACUGCACACUUCCUAUGCCUCCCUCGGCAAAGACUUCAAGACGACGUUUGACGACCUUGUCCGACGGCUUAAUGAGCAGCAAUCCGAAGCUGAGAAGCUGCAAGAUCAGAUAGUUAAGGCAAACGAAGAACUAGCACUGAGGAACAACGAAGCUGAGGCUAGAUUGGCUGCAUUGAUAGAGGAGGAGCAGCAGCAACAGGCCACUGAGCGAGAAGCAUUGAUGUCUCAGAUUUCGGCGCUGAUCAACUCGACAGCCAAGAAGCAGCAGGAUCGUGUCGCCACAGCCCUAAGCAGCGUUCGCUGCCAGAUGGACCAAAGCCGUGCCGCCCAUGGACAGGUUCACGAAGCGUUCAUCACUGGCAGCCAAUCAUGGUCGGCACAAGCGCAGGCGUUGGUAAGCAGUGUGGUGGAAUCUAGAGAAAGUGUGAAGACAAAGAUUAAGUCUGACUUUGCUGUUGCAAACACCAACACAGAAUCUCUGCGAUCGGUCACAAAGUCGGUCCACAAUUCGACUGUGCAGACUGUCAAGGAGCAAAUGCAGCACCUGGACACUCAACUUAUGGGGCUUGAUGAGAUCGUAAGCCGUAUUCAAGAGCACAACAAUACGCAUCACGAAGCGCAUUCCGCUUCGCUUGCAAUCUUAAGCUCCGAUGUACAGGCAUCGUACAAGAAUAUCGGCGAGCACUUCCAGACGUCUUUCGUGAGAAUUGAAGAGCUUGAUUCAGACAUGGCCGAACGUGCCUCUGCUUUGCAAGAGACGCUUCCGUCUUUGGGAGCAGGGUCCGAUAUUCGAGAACCACUGUCUAGCUUGCGAGCAGAAUUAGAGGCCGAUGCGCUUGAGGAAUACAAGAUCACUGGGCAGACCCCGCAGCGCACGCAGUACAACUACCCGCGCAAACUGCCUCGUACUGAGCAGCACGAGGUCAUACUAGCUAAGCUACACGGUUCGCCGCUUGGCUCGCCGAGCAAACGCAGCCCGACAAAGGCACCCGUUUUCACGGACUCAUCCUCCGACUUGUCUGCGGCGUCCCAUUCGGCUACUUCCAGUGGUGGAGCCACCACACCCGGUUUGAGAGAAGUAGACAUCAACAUUGUCGCCGCCCCCGCUGACGUGCAGAGCAGCACCGCAGAUAAGGACGGCUUGGGUGCUCUAGGGAUGCCUCCUCUGAAGAGGCAGCACCCGAACUCCGGGUCGGAUUCGAAGCUGCCUGGUCCGAAAAAGCGGGCCACCAGGAUGACGGUUGCAGGGAGCGCUGCGGAGAAGCUGGCGAGCGGCGAGAGAGAGAACUUGACCGUAGAUCUGAGCAGAAGCGUUGGAGCUGGAGCAAUCCAUCCGGGCAUUGGACGGCGACUGAGGAGUCACAACAGCGGGUAGGAGACAAACAUCGUCUUCGGCGAACAUGCUGGAACCUGGCGUCGGUGGAGCUUUCUCAUCAGGCCGUCUUGUUUUAAGGGAUACCCACAAGUCGUUGUCUUUUUGAGCUUUUUUCGUGCCAUUUUAGAUGUGGAAGCAUAUGAUUUUUGUUCCCUCUUCCUUUGACCACCCACUGGGCCAAUCUCAAUUCCCUUCUCUUUUUUUUUCCUUUCCCUCGUCGCGUCCGUAUCCGCACGUGCUGUUUCCCCUGCCUGGAGUUGACCUGGC
Messenger RNA from Verruconis gallopava, 3817 nucleotides. RefSeq lists its product as uncharacterized. NCBI's taxonomy places the organism in Eukaryota, Fungi, Ascomycota, Dothideomycetes, Venturiales, Sympoventuriaceae. Gene Ontology annotation, molecular function: plus-end-directed microtubule motor activity; ATP binding; microtubule binding. Gene Ontology annotation, cellular component: spindle microtubule; nucleus. The transcript is spliced from 3 exons. The record is from RefSeq and is a predicted model, not a curated record. Bases 29 to 3550 code for a protein of 1173 amino acids. Gene Ontology annotation, biological process: mitotic spindle assembly; microtubule-based movement.